UCGUCCGCCAUGAUUCUUCUGCAGAUGUUUUCAGAGCACCACAAACUGGGGAUAUAUCACGCUAAGCUAAGGGCACGACGCGCUCCACUUAAACCAGUUUCAAUGCACUCAACGACGUUAUAGAUACACCACAGUCUCCAAGAAAAUAUACAUUCUUGGGUUAUGGCGACCAAUGCCGGAGAUGAUGAUUUUGAUGAAUAUGAUAAGCCUGGUGCUGAAAGGUCAAGACGACGAAGAGGAGAGGAUGAUGACGACUUGGACAGUGAUUUGGAGGGAGACUUGCUUGAAGAAGAUUGGCUAUCGUCAAAAAAGAACCCAUCAGAGUUGUCAGAUGAAGAACUAAAUGAUGACCUCCUGCAAAGUGAUGAAGAGGACCAAAAUGCAAGUGGGCAGGUUGAUUCAUUGAGUUUAAAUGCCACACAAGAUCUGGGAACCUCAGGUCACCUCAACGUUGAAGACCCUGAAGGAGGCCGAUAUACAGAAAAUGCCUACAAUGAGACAGAAGAGGGUUUCUUUCAGGAUGUAGCAUAUGAGGAAGAACAGUACCAAGGAGGGGAUGAAGGUCUGGAAUACUCAGGAGAGCAGAAUUAUGAGGGCUAUCAAGAUGAAGUGCUAGACCUUCAGAUAGAUGAGCCACUGGAUGACGAUUUUCAAGUGGAUGAGUACCCCGCUGAGUACAGUAAAGUGCAGACUGACCAACAGAAAAUGGCUGAAGAAGAGGAGGAGUUUGAAGAGCAAACUGAGGAGCACGAUGGCUCUCAGGUCACAGAAUUUGAGGAGGUUGAGCAUGAAAAUGAUCCAGAAGCCGAAGGUGAGCCAGAGCAGGACGACGAUGUGAAGGAGGAGUCUGAAGAAGAAGAGGAAGAUGAUGGAGAAUCUGGCCGUCUGCGAUUUAAGAUCGAACGCAAAGAUGCCACAGUGGUCAGGCUAUCCGAUGCUGCCAGUAAAAGAAGAAACAUCCCAGAGACGUUAGAGCUCUCAGAGGAAGCUAAAGCAGACCUACAGGAGUUUGAAGAGAAGGAGCGUCAGAGAAAGCAGGGCCGUUUUGGAGGACGAGGAAGAGGGGGGCCACGAGCAGAUGGAGGGAGGGGAGGAAUGGCAGGUAGAGGUGGGGUCAGGGGAAGAAUGGGAGGAGGACGAGGCGGAAGAGGCGACUUUUAUCCGUUUGGAAUGGGAAUGGGAAUGGGGAUGGGAGAUCGAGGGCGAGGGAGAAUACAUGACCAGAGGCCUCCAUUGAUGCAAGUGAACGUAGGAAUGCAGCAGCAGCUCAGAAUGACGGCUCAACUCCAUCAUCAUCACCAUCAUCAAUCUCGUCUAUCCAGCCCCAGAGGUGCUGGUGGUCCUGGCCUUUUCCCAGGUCCAUGCACCCCGAUUCCUCCGCAACCACUGCCGCUAUUGAUGCCACACCUGACCCAACGUUCCUCAGGACCUUCCAGAGCACAACACAACACGCACGGGCGCAUGAUGAGCUCGCCGCCACGACACACGCACCCCAGCCAGCAACAUCAACAGCACCAACCCAAGAACAUUCACAUCAACCCUCACUUCAGAGGACCAUCCUCCUCACCUGUGCAAGUUCCCUCAAUGCCUCCCGUGCAGAACCAGCCAAGGCCUAACAUCACUCUACAGAGACUCCCGGCUCCUGAUUUUCCACAGCACCUUCAAGGAAACUUUGGCCCACCUCGGCCCCUGCCCCUCCAGGAGCCAUGGAGAGGACCACCGCCACCUCACCAGGAUCGAGAGCACUUUUUCGCUAGUGAACCACGUUUUCCUGGCCAGCACAUAUUUGACCAACCAGGCCCUGUCCCCCUCAUGAAUACCAGUAUUCUUCCGUUGCCGGGGCAAGGCCCUCCGCCUUUCCCUCCGCAAGGGGGGCUUGGGGGUCCGGGUUUUGGUCCUCUAGGUGUUGGGCAGAGCCAGGGUCUUCAGGGAGGCGGUCUUUUCCAGAGAGAUCCCCCUCGGCCUGGUUUGGCCCCACCUCCUGGUCCCCGUGGCUUUGUUGGUCACAGACAGUCCUUCUCACCCCAGCAGCCAGGACCCCCUUUUAGCCCCCAGCACAUGCCAUUUGGUAUGCAGGUACGCCAGAGAGGUCUGUUGCAGCAGCCUCUGCACCAUGAUCCUCCGCUAUCUCACCAGUCCUUGCACCAGCAACACAGACCGGACUUUCUCCCACAGGGACUGCCUCAGCCUCUGCACCAACAGCACCACCAACACCAGUCACGGGACCAACAUCCCAUCGUGCCUCUCUCCCAGUCCCAUUACCGCCACCCUGACAGACAGCCAAACCAUAGACAGAUGCAGCCCCACCAACAGGGAAACCAGCAACGAAACAACCAUCCUAGACCCAGAACGACACUAUCUUCACCCCUGCAGCAGAUCCCUCCUCAGCGCAACAGCAACCUUCGUGAGCUGCCCAUCGCCACUGGUAACAGCAAUAUGAACCCGUCAGCACCUAGUGGCCAAGCAAAGCCAGUUACCAAGGCAACACAGAGUGUUAGACCGGGGCAGGCUCGUGGUGGACUCGCAGGAAGGGGAAGACCUGUGGCGCAAGGACAAGCCGUUAUCAGAGUACAGCAGCAACAGCAGCAGCCCAAUGCACCUGAGAUAAAGAAAGAGCAUCGAGCCGCACAGUCGAGCACCACUCCAGAGGAUCCAAAUGAAGAUGAGGAGACCCGUCAGUACCGGCUAAAGAUCGAAGAACAGAAGCGUCUGCGAGAAGAGAUCCUCAGGCGUAAAGAGCAGCGCAGGCAGAUGCAGGCUGGGAAACGCAAACAGGAACUAAUGGAAAGAAUCAGCGGGCAGAACCCAAAUCAGACCCCUCAAACACAACAUCCCACCCAGACCCCUAUACCCCAACCCUCCGGUGCCCAACCGGUCCCCUCACUGGUCUCUAAUGGCACAACUCAGAACCUUUCCUCAGCUCCCAGUGCCCCACGUUUGAACGUGAAGGCCUCUCUGCAGAACGCUAAACCCCAGGGGCAGGCUGGGCAACAGAAGCAACAGGUCACUGGUCCUGAUUUCAACCAGCAAGCACAGCAGAAAAGGCCCGUGAAUCCACAGACUGUUCAGAGACAGAAUGCUGUUCCGAGUAGCCCUGUAGAGGGGCACGGCAUGCCUCAACCUCAACCCGGAGGAAAGAGGACAGUGAUGCAGCGAGCAAACAGCGCGGAAUCACCGCAGGUUCCACAGAAGGUGCGAGUGAUUAAGCUACUGGGAGAGCAGGCAGCUGCUGGUCCCACUACCGGUCCCCUACCUCAGCAGCAGCCAAUCGGACGGCUUGCCCCCCAACAGAGACUGGGUCCCAUCAGGAAAGUUACCAUGGCAACUGCCGGUGUACAAAAUCAACAACAUGCCGGUCGCGGCAUGGCAAACCAAACAAACCGGAUGGUAGUCCGGGGUCGAGGCCGUGGUGGGGGACGCAUGAUGAUGCAACAGGGCCACAGAGCUCCGAAUCAUCAGCCCAGCGCCGUCUGCAUUGAGGGUUUGUCCACCACUACAACCAGCAAACAGCUCUUGAACCUGCUCAACUCUAUCGGCCCUGUUGAGAUGUUUACAAUGAUACCCGAGCAGCGGAAAGCCAUCGCCAAGUUUAAGAUCCCACAGCAUGCAACAAGUUUCCAGCACAGCUUUCACAGGCACAUGAUAGAUUUGUCUCACAUCGAUGUUUCUGUUAUUGAUGGCUGAGGAACAAGUGAAUUCAUCAGAAGUGCAGAAAAGAGAAGCGAACAAGAAACUUUUGGGAAAGCUGGAAGCUCAAUCUGGAGUCCAAAGCAUUGGAAGCUGUGUGGAAGUACUGUCAACAAUUGAAAAACGAAUGCAUGAAGGAAUCAAAAACACUAGAUGGGGCCUGCGGGACACGACAGCAGAUGAGCUAAUGUUGAGAAUGACUUCGGCAUGGCGUUUUGCUCUUUCUGUACAUUCAUUUGUAUUUGAAAGUCAGCAAAUAGAGGGGAAAACUCUUUUUAGUCUGAACCAGUCGGUGAAAAGAGAUGACACAAAAACAGUAUGUGUGGCAGAUGAUAAUAGUUGCUCCCAUCCUGUAACUUUCAAGACAAAUAAGAAAAAAAAUAUUUUGAAACUAGAAAUGCAGGAAGUCUUGCUUAUUUGGAAUUGCUUCUCAUUAACAUUAUUAAGUUGGUGGUUGUUCUGAUCUGCAGUUCGUUGUGCCGCCCGUAGAGUGCAGCAGUGGAAUGCAAAUCUGCUCUGGUGGGACUCUUUGGUUUCGAGAGCAUUUGGACAUAAAGGUGAACUGCGCUGCAUUGUAGAGGUAUUGAGAUGCAGUGAUAAGGGGCAUUUUUGUUGAGCUUUUCCAGGAUCCGAACUGUCGUGAACUUACUGUAAGAUUGCAAAACUGUAAUUUGUUGCUCUAUUGUUAUGAUCUUAACUUUGUUCAUUGUCCAUUUCAUCUUUAUAAUUCUAUUCCACGUUGAUUAGAUUGCGAAGGUGUGUUUUUGCAGAGCUGGAGUGAUGAUGCAUGGCUCAUCUGUGGCUUUAAGACAUGGUCCUUGCAAUGUUUCAAAUUAUUUGACAGUUGGUGGCUUUUAUGCUUUGAUUUUAGGUUUAGAUGCUAGCAUGUAGCGUAUGUCGAUUAUUUUAAUCAAUUUAAUUGAAAUAUUGCUGAAUUGGGUAUGAAGGUCAGUUGAAAACCCACUCCCUUUUUUGGUAGUACAUUCUUUUAAAAUGUUUGGUUUUCUUUUCUAAAAAUGUGGCAAAUAUAGUGUGUGAAUGUGGAUGAUAUCCAUAGGAUUUUAUUGCAUUGUGUUGCUUUGUCAUUGCUUGGUUUGCUUACCUGAUAUAGAUUGUCUCUUGGGCACUACAUGCUUUUGUCAUUUGUUUAUGAGCAGGGAUAUUCGGACUGUUACCAGUGUAUAGCUAGACGUUUGCCUCUAGUCGAUGUUUAGUUUGUUGUUUUGAAGUUUAAAGUAAAACUGUAAAAUACGGCUCACUAGCUGAAUUGUUUUUUGUAGUAUUUUGUUAGGCUUAGACACUUAACCUACAAGUACAUCUCAUUCAUACAUUUUCAUUCUUCAGUAAACAGUGAAAGGAUUUUCAAUCAUGAGUGUUUCAAAUAAUUAUUAGUCCAUCAGUACUGUGUAUGUGUAAUGCUGUACGGCUUAACCUAAACUGACAUUAUGGCUCCACAUGUUUUUUUCUAGUACAUUGUGGUUUUCACAUUAGUGAGCAUUAUUUAACUCGGCCGUUUAUAUUAAAUGCGACUUAUGUAGUGAAAAUAACAUUAUGUUUUCAAGAAUCUCAGUUAAGUCGAGCUUGUUCGAGCCGUUUCAAAGAGUAACCGAAAAAAUACGCUUUUGUAACUGGUAGCACAUCCAGGUGUAUAAUUUCACAGGAUUUUGGAGCAACUAUUAUCAGUGGUCACUUUCUUGUAUAUAAUGAAAAAAAAAGAUGUACGUUUUUGAAAAUGGUUUGACAAUACCUACUGGUAUACGUGGCAGGUGAAUUUCUUUUCUCUGUUUGUUUUUAUAUAAACAUAAUUAUAAAGUAUUUCAUUGGUCAUUUUACAACAGUUUUGUUAUUGGAGAAGUUAGAGCUUAUUAUUUGAACAUAUUUUAAAACUGAAAAAUAAAAGAUGGUCAUGUAUAUACCAUGUAAAUACGGGUAUGUGAAGCCGACUAACUUUAUCAACCUUUACCUGUCUGAUGUUGUUUUUGUGUUGAAGAUUCCCUAUAAGGUGAAAUCUAUAAGGUGCUUUUUAUUAUUCUAACCAGUGCUGAGAUGAAUGUUUCUCUCCAUGUUACCAAAUGUAGAAGUUUUUCAGAGGACGUAAUUUUGUUUUUAAUAGCAAGUGACCAAUGUCAUUUGAAAUCUGAGGUGUUUUAAUUGGUUCUGGUGCUGAUGCUGAGACACUGAAUGUGUCCCUUAUCCACCCACUCAUUUUAAAAUGAACUCCUAUACAGUAUUGUAGUCAACAAGGUUCAUCUUGGUUUCCUUUUUGUUUGUUUUCGUACUUUGCAUCUUACAUAUUCAAGAAUAACAAUCAUGUAUACAGAAAAUGGGUAAGGUUAGGAAUCAUUUGAAGAAGCAAAAUGUGCAGAUUCACAGUGUUUUAUUUUUCAUUAGUUUUUUGUUUACUUUGAGUUUUAGUAAUGCUGCAAUUUCAAAAGGGUAUUGACACAAUUAUUAUUUAUAGUUGCACAAGAUUAUUUUUUGAAAUGAGAGAAUAUUUAUAUAUGUAUAAGUGAAUCCUGUGGAUUUAAAUUGUUUCAGCUAGACUGAUUAAUGUUUCCAACCUUAAAAUUUCUAACCUAUUUUAAGUCUUAAAGGACACAACAUUUACAAACUGUUGUCUUAUAAGAGAGAAAAACUGAUUCAUAUUGAAUCAUUUGAUAACUUCUUUGUAGAAGAAUAACUUCGAAAAUCUGUUGAGGACAUGGGGAAACUGUUCCUUUCCAAACUGUAAUCACACAUGUGAUGUAAGAUUUAAGAGUAAUUUAUAGCUUUUAAAUUGGUUAAGGUAUUGCUUAGUGGUUUUACACAAUAUGUUUACUUGGAAAUGGUGGUCCGUUACAGUUAAGAGUAGGAUUAAGGUUUACAUUUUUGUUGCAAUGUUUUUUUAUGUUAUAUUUUUUAUUUUUCUAAUUCACAAGUGACUGGCUCAUUUUAGAUUAAUUUUACAUGGAUACUGCUGCAUUUGUUGAGCCAUUGAGUGUUUUAAUAUUUGGGCUUUUAGGAUGCUAACAUUUUAUAUGAUCGUUUACUGUGUGACCAAAAUGUACCUUGUUUAAUGACGUUUUCAAAGGGUUUUUACUAGACUUUGGCCAUUUAAAGGUCAAACACAAGAUAUUGCAACACAUUGGCAGCAGUGGGAUGAUUUGUACUUAAACCAUUCUUUCUCUUUCAGGACGGAAUCAGAAGCAAAGGAAAAGAGGGUUUUUCAUAAAACCUUUUGGGGCAGUUUCCCGGACAAGGAUUGUAUUAAAUCAGGACUAGGCCUUAGUUAAAUUAGGAUAUUUAAGUCAAUUUAAAAACAUACUAUACAAAAAAAUUACUUGAGACAAAACAAUCACACUGAUAUAUUUGAAGUCCUAUCAGUGCAAGUUGUUUUCGAUCAAGACACCUCUAACAUUUCAGUUAGUCUAGGACUAGGUUUAAGCCCUGUCUAGGACUAGGUUUAAGCCCUGUCCAGGAAACCGCCCCAUAAUCUAGCGUUUUUGUCUUUUAAGAUGUUACUUGCACUGGUUCUCAGAAAGACAGUUUAUCUGAACAUUAGCAGUACAAAAUUUUGGUUAGUUGGUUUGCUUGUUUUGAUUUAUUAUAAUACCAGGUUAUAUUUUUGAUGAUAUAUAGUCGAAAUAUGAAAGUGCCUAUUCCAUUUAUAGAACAAUAAGUAUCACAGGAGAAUUAAGUUGGGUAGCUGUUGAGAUGUAUGCAUUAGUUUUGAAGUUAUCUUGGGUGUGGUAGAGAAAUAUGUAAUGCAAAAUAAACCUGGCAUAUAUGAACAUGAAAACUAAUAGGUUUGACCUGAUGAGACUCUUUUCAAAUAGUGACAUACUGUUUAGACUAGCAAACAGAUGCUGGUAGCCCAGUUGCUUGUGCCUUGAGUGGUUCAUCGUGUUCUCAAGACUACUGACAGACGAUUAGUUUUAAGCAGUGCAGAAUUGAUAUUGGUGGCUUGGUCAGGUUGCUUGUGUAAGUGAGAUUUGGUCUGUUUUGUGCUUAUGUUAUGUCAGAUUUGUUCACUUACUCUGUGAUGAUUUCUAUGGUGGAGGUGUCUGAAGUUACAAUACAUAUUUUAUAAAAUUCAUACAUUACUUGAAGAAAGUUUUCCCAAAAAUAAAAAUAUUCAUCAUUUACCUAAUUUCAUUCCAUUCCAAACCUGUAUGACUGUCUUCUGCAGAACACAAAAGAAGAUAUUUUAAAAAGUUUUUUUAACCAAACAACAUUUGCUCCAUAGACUUCUAUGGGCACAACAUUGCAUACAUUUCUGAAAAUAUGAUUGGUUGUGUUUGACAAAAGAAAGAGACAUAAGGGUUUUGAAUGGCUUGAAUGUUUACAUUUAUUUUUAUUUUUGGGUGAACUCUCCCUUUAAACAAGGAUUAAAUAAUUUGUUUGUCUAACUUCAUAAAAGUAACAUUGUUCUAAACAGUCGUUUUUGAAAACCAUUGCACGUCAUCUUUCAAGACUGAAAUCACAUAUUUUAUGUGGUUUGAUUCAUUCCUAUAAAAAAUACAUUAAUGCAGUGGUGUUAUGAAAAACCCUCCUUGUCAUUUAAAUCCUUAAUGAUAUUGUCUCUGUCUACAGUAAGCCUGACUCCAGAUGAUGCUAACUUAAUUUGUCUUAAUUUUUCAACAGGUGCACUCGGUUUAAGAUGUCUCUUUCUGUCUUUCUCCCUCGUUUCCCCUUUUGUUUCUCUUUCUUUCCUCUGUUCUUUUCUUUCUUUCACUUUAUCUCUUGCUUUGUCUUUCACUUUAUCUUUCACUUGUUCUUUCGUUGCUCUGUUUAUCCGGGAAUGAGAUUCGUUGGGAUGGCUGUUGUUGCUCUCAGUGUGGUGUUUUGUGAACAUAAUCCUUCUGUAUCCAAGCAGGGGGACCUUGCCUCUGGAUUUCCUUUCUGUAUUAGCCUACGUCCCUGGAAGUUUUGCGUCUCUGGGACCACACCCUACUGAGUUCCAAAGUUCAAAAACUUGCACAAAGCCCGAGAGUGAUCUGUACUCUCUUUCACAGCUGUACACACGUGUUACAAUGAAAAGUGUUGUUGAAUGAAAAGGAAACGUUACUUUGGAAAUCAUUAUUGUAUGAGGGGAAGUGAUUUAUGCUUGGCUGUUAUGACCGCUGUUUUGUUGUCCCUCAGUCAUGUAUUAAUGAAACUGUUUUGAUGUGUCUGGAGGUUUUACACAACCUGUUCUAGAUGUUGAAUUACGAAAAAUAUAAAUGAUGUUUGUUUAGUGACCUUUUAUUGCACUUGUCAAAUGAAAACCAUUAAUAUGCCUUAAUUGUACUUAUGAAUUAUAAUAAAUCGCUCUUC
Triplophysa rosa is the source of this 8982-nucleotide messenger RNA. It is a transcript of the gene rbm33a, whose product is annotated as RNA binding motif protein 33a. Gene Ontology annotation, molecular function: RNA binding. The record is from RefSeq and is a predicted model, not a curated record. The transcript is spliced from 19 exons. NCBI's taxonomy places the organism in Eukaryota, Metazoa, Chordata, Actinopteri, Cypriniformes, Nemacheilidae. The coding region runs from base 163 to 3684 and encodes 1173 amino acids.